UCACUUUUGCAGCCAGGCGCAUGUGUUGUGACUGAUUGUGUGACAGAGGAAAUCGUAUUUGUGUCAUUUAGAGGGAAAAUGCAUUUUAGCGUUUGAGUCACUUUUCAACAGUUGCUAAAAGUUCCAAAUACAUUUUUAAAAGUAGCUAAACUUGUGGCUAGGUGCUGGUUGAAAAAAAGUUGCCAGGGUACUCUGAAAAGUUGCUAAAUCUAGCAACAAAAUUGCUAAAUUGGCAUCACUGCGCCCAGUUGUAAAGUCACAUGACACACGUCCCUGAUCACGUGACCGCAGCGUACAAAACACUCCUCGUUCCUUUCUUUCGACGUUCUUAUACCUCAGUGGUUUACGGAGGAGAUGGAAGUCAACAUGAACACAUUGCUGGCAGCAGGGCUUCUACUGCUUUUCGCGAUGCCCGGAGAACUUUACAGAAUCCCUCCGCACGAGGAAGUCGCCAGGAUGGCUAGAUUCGUCGCCAACCAGUGCAACUGGGCUUCCAUGGCCACAAUAUCGACCCAUGAGCCAGUGCAAGGACAACCCUUCUCCAAUGCGUUCUCUACCAGUGACGGACCAGUUGGGUCUGGGACUGGGGUGCCCUACAUGUACCUCACCACUAUGGAGAUCUCUGUCCAGGAUUUAAAGGUGAACCCCCAGGCUUCCUUGUCCAUGUCCCUGGCCCAGACAGACUUCUGUAAGAACCAAGGAUACGACCCUCAGGAUCCCCUUUGUGCCCACAUCAUCUUCUCUGGCUCUGUGCUGGAGAUCAACGGUACAGAGGCCACCUUUGCCAAGAAAGCCCUGUUCAGUCGCCACCCUGAGAUGGUCGACUGGCCCACCGACCACAACUGGUUCUUUGCCAAGAUGAACAUCACCAAGGUGUGGGUUCUGGACUACUUUGGAGGGGUAAAGACAGUCACCCCAGAAGACUACUUCAAGGCUACACCCUACAAGAGACACCACUGAGAGGACACCAUAGCCAGUUUGAUGAGGAGGAAUCCUAAGUGUUUCAUAGUGAUCUAGAGGGCAGGGGAGGAUGGACCCAAUAUUUGGAACAAUGAAGACUUGUUUUCUUUUCUUCCCCCAACUAAAUUAGCUCAAUAAUGGCCAUUUGCUGACUUCCAAAUAAUGUAAUAUCUACUGGGGUGUCUGUGGGAAGGGGAUGGUUUGGAAUUCAGCGUUUCUCUCAUAUGCUUCCAAUUGAAAUGUAUGGCUAUAGGGAUGGAUCUGUGUGUAAUUGUGGGUUAUACCCUUUAGGAAGCUCUAUUGUUGUGCAAUAUAAUUAUUUUAAGGACUGCCUUCGUCGUUAGGGAGUUCAUUUGGCUUUUGUAGUUAUAAGAAAGAAUUGAUGGCAUCUCUCCCAUGUGAGCAGUCAUAUGCAGUGUUGUAUUUUUACCACAAGAGGGGGAGGUGUGAUGCUUGGUACAGACAGAAGCAACUGGCUUGAAGGAUAGUUUGACCAAAUGACAUUUGUUGUAGUAGUAUGGAGGUGAUUUUUGUUUAAUGCCAUUUGGGGUAUGCCAACAAGGGUACCACCACUCUUGUUUUUGGACAAUACCACCAAUAAGCUGUAGCAAGGUAAACAAACCCACAUUCUGGGUGGCAGAUGCUGGCUCCAUAGAAUACCUUUUUAAUGUAGGUAUCCAUCAAUUAGAAUACGUUGUAAUUUGGGUGAACCAUUUGUUUAAAGCAGAGGAAAAACAUGACUUGUUGAUUUAAAUUGUGUUUAUAGUUAGUGGUAUGUGUUGAUUAUGAAGCAUUGCACUUGUCAUCUACAAAUCCAUUUCUCAUUUUACAAGUAAACCUUUUUUAGUCUAGUCUUCAUUUAAUCAGUUUGGGUCUAAUUCAUUUAAAUUCAAUUUCAUGCCUAAAUAUGACAUGCAUUUAAAACAAAAUAUAUUCAGUUUUACAACAUCACUUCUGAUUUUUGCUGGAAUUUAAAUACAUUCUUUGUAUUUUCUAUGUGAAAUAAGUAUUAUAUAUAUAUGUUCCUGUAUUCUCUAUUGAUGCUGACACGAUACAUAUUUUUGUAAACAAAAUGAUGGAUGAUUUGUAUAAAUAAAGCUUUAUUUUGUA
This is a messenger RNA of Oncorhynchus kisutch (coho salmon), 2070 nucleotides long. Its product is annotated as protein CREG1-like. The transcript is spliced from 4 exons. The coding region runs from base 355 to 960 and encodes 201 amino acids. NCBI's taxonomy places the organism in Eukaryota, Metazoa, Chordata, Actinopteri, Salmoniformes, Salmonidae. The record is from RefSeq and is a predicted model, not a curated record.